AGGAGCCUCAUUUGCCACCACUUCACCAACUGGCUGCAGAUAGACCCUCCUCCAGGGACUUCAAGUUUCUGCCUUGCUGAGCCCUGGGGGUACCUCUUGGGCUGGUUACUUUGGCUUAGUUUUCUCAUCUGUAAAUUAAGAUAGUGUCUUUAAGCAGUUUACACGGUGAGAGGGGAGUGGACAGGCAAUAAACACCAACGCAGACGUGUCCAUAAAUUCAUGGAUAAGUGCUGAGAAAGGCGGAGAUAGAGAAGGCAGGGCGCAUGUAAACUUCUAAAGUCAGAGAAGGCCUCCUGGCUGAAGAUAGGUAACCAGUGCAGCCGGAAUGACAAGCAAAAAGCCCCAAAAGCGAAGAUUUAAGGGGAGGAGCGCGCCAGGGAGUCGGAGCAGCAAGUGCCAAGAUGGAAAGAGGAAUGGAAAGAGGGCAGUGUUGUCUGGCAGAGACUUGAUGAGGGCAUGAGGUGUCAGGACUUUCUGAGCCCCAGACUUGAGCUAAGACCUGUCAGCUAGGGCCGUAGGGAAGAGUCUGUAAAAGAACAGUUGUAAAGGGCGUCUGAUAAAUGUAGCUGCUUUAAAAGUGGUCAAGAUAAUUGUUUUUGUAUUCGUGCAUAGCCAGGGGCUUUAAGUACCUUCAUUAUGCUAAUUAUGUCCUUUAAUUUACCACCUGGUAACACCGCUGGUCAGGUGACACUGGACUUGUUGGACCGGCUUGUGAUCACACCCUUGUAGGGAGAAGUCACCUUCAGACGGUGGCCACCAUGUGUGUUGUACCACACCCCCAACUGGACAGGCAGGCACAGAUGGGAAGUGUCAUUUGGCAGCCCCUCUGGGCCACUCACCAGAUGUGUGAGCUUGGAAAGGUGGGUUGCUCUUCUUAGGGUUCAGUUUCCCCACCUGGGACUAGUGGGAAGAUUAGAGAUCAUCUGUGUCGGGAUAGGUGGCAGACAAACAUGGCUGAGCAAAUAUGCUGUUGUUCAGUCGCUCAGCCGUGUCCGACUCCUUGCGACCCCACGGGCUGCAGCACGCCAGGCUUCCCUUGUUCUUCACCAUCUCCGGAAGUCUGGAACUGUUAUUUGUUAGUAUCUUUCUCUUCCGCCCUCCUUAGAAUGGGGGGAUAUAGGUUCCCCCUCUACCUGGCCCUCCAUCCCUAGAAUUGGAAGACUCUGUCCUGGGCCCUUGGGGAAAGUGGCGCUGUUUCUGCGACCUGGGCAAGCAGGAGCGCAGCCGCGAGGUUGUGGGCACUUCGCCGGGCCCGGUGUUCAUGGACCGCGAGAAUCUGGUGCAGGUGCGACCCUGCCGGCAACGGGAUUGUUCAUCCUGCGAGCCGAACGACUGCGACUGGAGGCUCUGAGCCCGGCCGCGGCGGGAGGCGCUCCAGAGACACCGGGGCGGAGCUUGGAAAGCGACACCGCCCACCCGGUUCCCCAAAGGCGGAGCUCCCUGGUCAGCCUCGGAAACUACAAUUCCCAGGAAGCUGCACGGCAGCGGCGUCGGCGAAGGCUGCGCAAACGUCAACGGCGGCUGGCGCGUUGGGGGCGUGUCCUGCGUGCCGAUAGGUCGGGAGCUGGCCCUGCUGCGGGGCCCGCGGAAAACGCGCGGAGAAACCUUUCUUUGCAGACUUCGUUACUACGGCUGGUGGCGGCGGCCGAGGCGGCAUGGAUCUCAGCGAGCUGGAAAGAGACAAUACGGGCCGCUGUCGCCUGAGUUCGCCUGUGCCUCCUGUGUGCCUCAAGGAGCCCUGCGUCCUGGGCGUCGAUGAAGCGGGCCGGGGCCCGGUGCUGGGCCCCAUGGUCUAUGCUAUCUGCUAUUGUCCCCUGUCCCGCCUGGAGGAUCUGGAGGCCCUAAAAGUGGCAGACUCAAAGACCCUGUCGGAGAGCGAGCGGGACAGGCUCUUUGCGAAAAUGGAGGAGGACAAGGACUUUGUGGGCUGGGCACUGGACGUGCUGUCUCCAAACCUCAUCUCUACCAGCAUGCUUGGGCGGGUCAAAUACAACCUGAACGCCCUCUCUCAUGAUACAGCCACUGGACUAGUGCAAUUUGCGUUGGACCAGGGUGUGAACGUGGCCCAGGUGUUUGUGGACACCGUGGGGCUCCCAGAGACAUACCAGGAACGCCUGCAGCAGCGUUUUCCUGGCAUUGAGGUGACAGUCAAGGCCAAGGCAGAUGCCCUCUACCCCGUGGUCAGUGCUGCCAGUAUCUGUGCCAAGGUGGCCCGAGACCAGGCUGUGAAGAACUGGAAGUUUGUGGAGAAACUGCCGGACCUGGACACUGAUUAUGGCUCGGGCUACCCUAAUGACCCCAAGACGAAAGCCUGGUUGAGGAAGCAUGUGGACCCCGUGUUCGGCUUCCCCCAGUUUGUCCGCUUCAGCUGGCGCACAGCCCAGAGCAUCCUGGAGAGUGAGGCAGAAGACGUGAUGUGGGAGGACUCGGAGACUGGGAAUCAGGAGGGACCCGGGAAGAUCAAGUCCUACUUCAGUGAAAGCCCCCAAAGCUGCCCCCGCCUCCCCCAUCGGUACUUCCAGGAGCGGGGCCUGAAGUCAGCCACUGUCCUCUAGAAGCCAGCCUGGACCCCCUUUACCUGCCCCCGCCACACCCGUCCCUCCUCGGUUCGUGAUUAAAAUUCUUCAAGGAAAGCUAA
Molecule: messenger RNA, 2638 nt
Organism: Odocoileus virginianus texanus
Lineage: Eukaryota; Metazoa; Chordata; Mammalia; Artiodactyla; Cervidae
Source: RefSeq, a predicted model, not a curated record